This is a messenger RNA of Naegleria gruberi, 1692 nucleotides long. RefSeq lists its product as uncharacterized. The transcript has a single exon. The record is from RefSeq and is a predicted model, not a curated record. Gene Ontology annotation, biological process: chlorophyll biosynthetic process. Lineage: Eukaryota; Heterolobosea; Eutetramitea; Acrasida; Naegleriidae. Gene Ontology annotation, molecular function: 2 iron, 2 sulfur cluster binding; chlorophyllide a oxygenase activity. Gene Ontology annotation, cellular component: chloroplast. The coding region runs from base 1 to 1692 and encodes 563 amino acids.
AUGAACCUGUUACCAACCAAAGUCGCAUCAAUUCGCAUGAUUGAACAAAAUCUCCCUCCUUUAAGAUUUAAAAGCAAUCUAUUGCUGAAAACAACAAAAAAAAUUCAAACACUUCAUUUUGCAUCUACUCAUCAUUACUUUCAAAUGACAUCUAGUCCAUCAUCAUCAUCACCAACAACAGAUUCCAUUCUUCAACAAGUUUUAGAUAAAUUCUUUUCCCUUCUUCCUAAUAAUAAUGAAGGAGGAGGUAGUGGUGGUGGAAUAUUUUCAUCAGCAUCAUCAUGGUUAAAUACUUCUUUAUCAUCCAUUUCCUCUUCAACUGCUACUACUGGUUAUAGCAUUGGAAGUAUUGCAAGUAUUUUAGCAUUAUUAUUAGGUAGUGCCUAUUUAGUUACUAAAUAUUAUAUGCCAAUUUUAGAUUUUCUUAGAUUUAGCAAAUCCAAUGCUGAUCAACAAGUAAUUGAAAAGAUUAAGGAAGGAUCAUUUAAAGAAAAGACAAAUUUAAACAAUAUGGACAUGUCAUUAUUUUGGUAUCCAGUUGCAUUGAGUACAGAUAUUAAAAUUAAUGAUAAGAAACCAUUUGUUGUAAAAUUAUUAGGUGAACCACUUGUAUUAUAUAGAACUAGUGAUGGACAAGUGACAUGUACAUUAGAUUUAUGUCCACAUAGAUCAGCUAAAUUAUCAACAGGUGAAAUUACAGAAUUUGAAGGUAAAAGAUCAUUAGAAUGUGCUUAUCAUGGUUGGAGAUUUGAAAAAGAUGGUCAAUGUGUUAGAAUUCCAUCUGUUUCAUCUGAAAGAAUGAAAGGUUUAUGUAAAACUAUCAAAUGUCAAUCAAAACAAGUACAUGAAUGUUGUGGAAUGAUUUGGGUAUGGCCAAAUGAUAAAGUUAAAUCAGAUAUUAAUCAAAUUCCAAUAGAAUUAUUCAGAGAAGAAUAUUUAACAGAAGAUUCAACUAAACCAUAUAUCAUGUUAGAAAAAUCAAGAGAUAUUCCAUGUAAUUAUUCAUUAGUGUUAGAAAAUUUAUUAGAUUUUGCUCAUUUAGAUUUUACACAUGAUGGUACAUUGGGUAAAAGAAGUAGAGCUACUCAAGUUAAAACUCAAUUAAUUCUCAGUAAGGAUACACCAGCACAAGAUGAUUCAGUUAGAAGUAAAUUACCUACUGAAAUGCAUUUUGAUAAGACAAUUCACUCAGAUUCAUUCACAUAUAGAGUUACAAAACCUGAAUAUCAAAAAGUUAAAGGUGUAAAGAGAGAAUUUGGUAAUAUUACAUCUUUUAUUCCACCAUGUUUUGUUAGAUUGGAUAAUACUGAUUAUAUUGAAGGUGGUGAUUUGAAGAAUGCAGGUCCAAGAAUUUCACAAAUAUUUUGCAUGAUUCCAACUGGACAAAAUGAACAUCGUAUCAUUUUCAGAUUCUACUCUACAAUUCCAGUUUUAAAUUAUUUAAACAAGAUUCCAUACAUUUAUUCUAAAUUAUUACAAUCAGCUGAUACAAUUCUUGAUCAAGAUUUGGAAUUACUAUUUGGAAUUUCAGAAAAUGUUACAAAGAAUGGUGCUAAAGUUUUUAGUAAGAUUGUUAAUGCUGAUGCUCCAAUUAAGGCUUACAGAGAUUGGGAAGCUAAAAUGUUAAAACAAAAUAAGAAUGGAAUUUAUUUUAAAGGAUGGGAAACUCCAGAUAUUGAAGAUUUACUUUAA